CGGGCCGUCCCAAGACGGCGUCUACGAGAUGCAGGAGCAGUCCCGGGUGCCGACGGGGAACAGCAGGACGGGCCAGUCCACCAGCCGCGGCACCCACUCAAGGCCACGCACCAGCGACUAUUACGACUACCACCAGCAGCGGCACCGGGCCCAGUCUCCGCCCCCACCGACCACCGACACACUCGGCUCGUUUGUUUGGUCAACCCAGCCCUCGGCGCCAUACCCCGUCAUGCCGCCUCCGCGAGGUCCUAACCCGGCCUCGGUUCUACGACAAGCCCCGCCUCUCCACCAGAACAACCACGCCCCCCGCUUGACCCCGCCACGUGUUCCCGUGAACCAGCAGGCCCCGCCACCUCAGCCGGCCGACAACGCCCUCCGCGACGACGCCCGCCUGGUCCUCCCCGACGUGUUCCUCCAGAUGAUCUUCCCACACCGGGACACGGCC
Lymnaea stagnalis (great pond snail) is the source of this 445-nucleotide messenger RNA. The record is from the annotation of a GenBank genome assembly. Lineage: Eukaryota; Metazoa; Mollusca; Gastropoda; Lymnaeidae.